AAAGCUAUUUAUCGUCUCCCUUUUUCUGUAACAAUUCACAGGUAUAGUAUUAGUACCUUCUUUCGAGAUUUCCUUCGUUCUUUUUUUCAACUCCUAUUCACGAUUCCUUUCGUACUAGACUGGACUUACGUCUCCUCUUCUUCUUCUUCGUUAUUUUUUUCUAAUUGACAUCCUCUCUGAACUCUCUAAUGGAGUCUCUGCAAAUCAACUUUGUAAUUCCAUGCAAAUCGAAUAUGUGUUCUUCACAAUCAUAUCGCGAUUAUAAUGUCCGGCGAGUGAGUUUUGCUCGUAGAAGAAACAGAAAAGAAAGGUGUCUGCGGGUUAGAAGUGGACCAGUUAAAAGUAGCAGUGAAAGUGGGAUUGAUAAUCCAAAAGAUGGAUUCAAUAUCGUCGAAAAUAAGGAUGAAGAAAAGAGUCUUUUACUGGGUGAAGAGAGGGAUGGUUCUGGUUCUGUUAUCGGGUUUCACUUGAUUCCCCAACUUGCUGAUCAUGAGGUCAUUGGCUCUAAAGAAGAUGAAACCAUUCACGAGGAAGAGAAAACUGAGGAUGUUGAAGGAGAAGAGAAAGCUAAAACCAGAGUAACCUACAAUAUUGUUUUUGUCACUUCUGAGGCAGCACCUUAUUCAAAGACAGGUGGACUAGGAGAUGUUUGUGGUUCUUUGCCUAUAGCACUUGCUGCUCGUGGACAUCGUGUGAUGGUCAUCUCUCCCAGAUACCAAAAUGGUACUAUUGCAGACGAAAAGUUUUCUGGUGCUUCAGAUCUGGAUUCUCACAUCAAGAUAUAUUGCUUCGGAGGGGUGCAAGAAGUUGCCUUUUUCCACGAAUAUAGAGAAGGUGUUGAUUGGGUGUUUGUGGACCAUGCUUCAUACCAUAGACCUGGAAAUCCAUAUGGUGACAGUUAUGGUGCUUUUGGUGAUAAUCAGUUUCGAUUCGCUUUACUUUGCCAUGCAGCAUGUGAAGCUCCACUGGUGCUUCCACUUGGAGGCUUCACCUAUGGAGAGAAAUGUCUGUUUCUAGUUAAUGACUGGCAUGCCAGCCUUGUACCAGUGCUUUUGGCUGCAAAAUAUCGUCCACAUGGAGUUUAUAAGGAUGCCAGAUGUAUUCUUGUAAUCCAUAACCUGGCUCAUCAGGGAGUGGAACCUGCAGCAACUUACAAGAAUUUGGGACUUCCGUCGGAGUGGUAUGGAGCAUUAGAAUGGGUUUUCCCUACAUGGGCAAGAACACAUGCUCUUGACACUGGUGAAGCUGUGAAUAUCCUGAAGGGUGCAAUCGUGACAGCCGACCGAAUAGUUGCCGUGAGCAAGGGCUAUGCAUGGGAAAUAACCACCCCAGAGGGUGGAUAUGGUUUACAUGAGCUAGUGACCAGUCGCAAGAGUGUUCUUAAUGGAAUUAUAAACGGCAUUGAUACUGUUGAAUGGGACCCUUCCAAGGAUGAGCAUAUCGCCUCCUGUUACUCCAGCAACGAUUUGUCCGGGAAGGUCGAGUGCAAGAUUGCUUUACAGGAGGAAUUGGGUCUUCCCCUUAGGCCUGAAUGUCCAAUGAUUGGUUUCAUCGGGAGACUGGACUACCAGAAAGGCAUUGAUGUGAUUCGAGCAGCAACUCCAGAACUUAUGGAAGAUGAUGUUCAAUUUGUUAUGCUUGGGUCUGGAGACCCGCAAUUUGAGGACUGGAUGAGAACCAUGGAGGCUACCUACAAGAACAAAUUUCGGGGUUGGGUUGGAUUCAAUGUUCCAAUUUCUCACAGAAUUACUGCAGGCUGUGAUAUACUGCUGAUGCCCUCAAGAUUUGAGCCCUGUGGGCUAAAUCAACUGUAUGCAAUGAGAUAUGCAACUUUACCAGUAGUUCAUGCAACUGGAGGACUUAGAGAUACCGUUGAGACAUUCAAUCCCUAUGCUCAUGAGGGCAGUGGUGAAGGUACAGGGUGGACUUUUUCUCCGCUGACAAAAGAAAGUAUGUUGGCGGCACUAAGAGUUGCUAUUAACACUUACAAAGAACACAAAUCAUCUUGGGAAGGAUUGAUGAAGAGAGGAAUGCAGAGAGACUUCACUUGGGAAAAUGCUGCGGCUCAAUAUGAGCAGGUUUUCGAGUGGGCGUGCAUCGAUCCUCCUUACGUCACCUGAGUAAGAAGGA
Carica papaya (papaya) is the source of this 2130-nucleotide messenger RNA. It is a transcript of the gene SS1, whose product is annotated as glycogen/starch synthase, ADP-glucose type. Gene Ontology annotation, cellular component: chloroplast. NCBI's taxonomy places the organism in Eukaryota, Viridiplantae, Streptophyta, Magnoliopsida, Brassicales, Caricaceae. Gene Ontology annotation, molecular function: alpha-1,4-glucan glucosyltransferase (UDP-glucose donor) activity. The record is from RefSeq and is a predicted model, not a curated record.